UACCUGCACCCGUAACAGUUGGGAGUUGGCUUCUGUUUUCCGUGAGCGCUUGGCCGCACGGACAAAUGCAUACAAAUGCAUUUAGGAGCCCACAGGACAAGGCGUGGAAAGGUCUCCCCCACCGCAAAAACGAAACUACUCCCUCAUUUCAUUGUACUAUGUGUGGCUUGGAUUACUGUUCAUGCACAAGAACAAGGCAUAGAUAUUCUUCAUCAACUAGGCCUUGGAGGCGCAGCCGUAAGACACGCAUCCCCAGCAGCUGCCGUACCAUCAUCAUCUACACAGUUACCUCAGGGCAUCUAUUUAACAGAAUCAGGUGUCAUUUUAAAAAAUGAUGCUUAUAUUGAGUCACCUCUCAUGAAAGUUUUACCAGUCAAUUUAGCACAGCCAUUUACAAUCUUAAUUGCAUUACAGUCGCAUAAAGUAAAUAAUGCAUUUUUCUUCAGUGUUAGAAAUAAAAAUAGACUGCAGUUAGGGGUGCAAUUACUACCUAAAAAGUUAAUGGUAUACAUCGGAGGAAAGCAAUCUGUUUUUUUCAACUAUAGUGUUCACGAUGGACGAUGGCACGCACUUGCCAUUACCAUUAGAAAACAAGUUGUCUCCAUGUUUAUUGAGUGUGGAAAGAAAUAUUUUAGCAGAGAGACUGUUUCAGAAGUUCAGACAUUUGAUUCUAACAGCGUGUUUACCCUAGGAAGUAUGUAUAACACUUCUGUCCAUUUUGAAGGAAUGGUAUGUCAGUUGGAUAUCAUCCCUUCUACAGAAGCAUCUGCAGGCUACUGUGGACAUGUCAAACAGCGAUGUCGCCAAGCAGUUGAGCAGCAACCCGAAGCCAACCUUCCUUACACAACUAUCACACCAACUAAGAGAAUGGAACAUUCUUCCCUGCCCCGAAGAUUUGCUGAAAAAGUAUUGUCAGAGAUUACAUUUACUGAAGAAGGCAAAAACAGGACAAAUAUCGUAAGUAAUGAUUCUACAGCAGAGCCUACGAAACAAGAAUACAGGAUCCUAGGGUCUCAGCUAACUUCUCUUUACUCAGGAAAUCUCUCUGCUCUGGAGCACAAGGAUUAUGGGAUUCGAAACAAAGAAACCGCCGCUGCAGAACAUAGUGAGACAAAUUUAAACCUGUCAAUGGUCCAUCCUGGCCUCAGAGAGGCGAGAAUAAAUAUGGAGGAAAAAUUUAGUUCUCUGUUAAACAUAUCCAACAACAUCACACAACAUGAUGCAGAAAGUAGUCUCUCACUGUUUAAGAAGAUGUCAUCUCUUGUUCCAUAUACAAAACAAGAUACAAUUACUAAUCUCAAGAAGGCUAUCACAACAAAUUUACACACUAAUGAGCUCUUGGAAAUGGAACAGAUUUUAAAUACAAGCCUGUAUAAACUGACACAUGAUCCAUCUGUGGAUAAUCACCUUGAUUCAAGGAAGGAAGGUGAAUUUUAUUCUGAUGCUACGUAUCUCAUUGAACAUAACAACGAAACUGAGCUUUAUGAUUAUUAUUAUUAUGAGGAUCUGAACACAGUUCUUGAAAUGGAGUAUCUGAGAGGGCCAAAAGGGGACCCUGGACCUCCCGGUCCACCUGGUCCAGCAGGUAUCCCAGGGCCAUCAGGGAAGAGAGGUCCACGGGGUAUACCAGGGCCACAUGGAAAUCCUGGAUUGCCUGGAUUACCAGGUCCAAAGGGUCCCAAAGGCGAUCCAGGAUUUUCCCCAGGCCAAGCUUUUUCAGGAAAAAAGGGUGAUCCAGGCCUUUGUGGAUUAGUGGGACCACCUGGUUUGCAAGGUGAAAAGGGCCUUAAAGGACAUCCAGGGCCCCCAGGACUCCGUGGAGAACAAGGCAUUCCGGGAUUCGCCGGUAGUAUGGGCUCACCUGGUUAUCCUGGCAGGCAGGGCUUAGCUGGGCCAGAAGGUAGUCCAGGUCCUAAAGGUGUACGAGGGUUCAUUGGCUCUCCUGGAGAAGCAGGACAAUUGGGACCUGAAGGAGAAAGAGGUAUUCCUGGGAUCCGUGGAAAGAAGGGUAUUAAGGGAAGACAGGGUUAUCCAGGUGACUUUGGGGACAGAGGCCCUCCAGGUCUUGAUGGCAGUCCUGGACUCGUAGGUGGCAUUGGCCCUCCUGGGUUUCCAGGGCUUAGAGGCAAUGUUGGCCCUGUGGGACCAAUUGGACCUUCUGGAAUUCCUGGCCCAAUGGGCCUUUCAGGAAGUAAGGGGCUACCUGGAAUCAAAGGUGAUAAGGGGGAACAAGGCUUUGCAGGAGAGCUGGGAGAACCAGGGUAUCCUGGAGACAAGGGCACUGUUGGUCUACCAGGACCACCAGGGAUAAGAGGAAAGCCGGGACCUUCAGGUCAACCAGGUGACCAAGGAUCCCAGGGACCAUCUGGCCCUCCAGGACCAGAGGGUUUUCCAGGAGAUAUUGGGAUUCCUGGACAAAAUGGCCCUGCAGGACCAAAGGGACUCCUUGGAGCUAGAGGGCCUCCUGGACCUCCUGGUCUCAAAGGAACUCAGGGAGAAGAAGGACUGGUUGGACAAUUUGGAGAACUGGGGCCAAGAGGAGAAGUAGGAGACCAAGGAGAUAUUGGGAAAAUUGGUGAAAUAGGACCUACUGGCUCACCUGGAGAAGUUGGGAUAACUGGAAGCAUUGGUGAAAAGGGAGAUCGUGGAAGUCCAGGUCCCCUGGGUCCCCAGGGCGAAAAGGGCAUUAUGGGAUAUCCAGGUCUUCCUGGGGUUCCAGGGCCUGUGGGUCCAUUGGGAUUACCCGGUCACGUGGGAGCCAGAGGACCAGCUGGGAGUCAAGGUCCUAAAGGACAAAGAGGACCAAGAGGACCAGAUGGUCUUCCAGGAGAACAAGGUAUACAAGGCAUUAAGGGUGAAAAAGGAAAUAAAGGGAAAAGAGGUCCUCAUGGUAUUACGGGUGGGAUUGGAAACCUUGGAGAAAGAGGAGCGCAAGGAAAACCAGGUUUACAGGGACCUCCUGGCAGUACAGGAGACAGGGGACCUGCAGGAGAACCGGGGCCACGAGGACUUCAGGGUGAUGCUGGACCUCCCGGAGAUACAGGCGUUGAGGGACCUCCAGGCCUUGAGGGAGACUCUGGUGUGCAAGGUGAACCAGGUGCUAAGGGAGAUGUGGGGCCUGCGGGCAGUGCUGGAGGAAUUGGGGAACCAGGAUUACGAGGUGAACCAGGAGCUCCUGGAGAAGAAGGUAUCCAAGGAAAAGAUGGACUAAAGGGAGCCCUAGGAGAAAGAGGACUUCCUGGUGAGGAUGGAGAAGAAGGAGAAACGGGCUUACCAGGAACUGUAGGGCUCUUGGGAAGACCAGGUCAAAUGGGCCUUCCAGGAGCAGAAGGAAUUUUGGGAAUUCCAGGACUAAGAGGCCGUCCAGGAAAGAAGGGUGAUAAAGGACAAAUAGGACCCACAGGAGAAACUGGAAGCAGAGGUCCUCCUGGGCAAACUGGGGAAAGUGGUCCUAAGGGUGCCAGAGGGACUAGAGGUGCUCUGGGUUAUCCAGGAGAAGACAGCACAGUCCUAGGGCCACCAGGACCUCGAGGUGAUCCAGGUCCUAUAGGAGAACAAGGAGAAAGUGGAGAACCUGGAACCGAGGGGUACAAGGGUCAUGUGGGUGUACCAGGACCACGAGGUGCCACUGGACAGCAAGGGCCCCCAGGAGAACCAGGUGAUCAAGGUGAACAAGGACUAAAAGGAGAGAAAGGAUCUGAAGGCCCUAAAGGGAAAAAAGGAGCUCCUGGUCUCUCUGGGAAACCUGGCAUUCCUGGACUUCCAGGCCUUCCUGGGCCAAAAGGCAAGCAAGGAUAUCACGGAGCCGAUGGCAUCUCAGGAAACCCUGGAAACGCUGGGCUACCGGGAAAGCAGGGACUUCCUGGCAUCAGAGGCAGCCCAGGAAGAACAGGACUGAAUGGAUCUCCAGGUCUUCGAGGACCAAAGGGCUCAUCGGGCCUUCCAGGAAGUCCUGGAGCUCUAGGCCCCAAGGGUGAACAAGGACUAGCUGGUCAGCCUGGAAUUCAAGGUAAAAGAGGUCACCAAGGAGCACAAGGUGAUCAAGGACCACGUGGAGAGCCUGGCCUGAAAGGGCAGCCUGGAGAACAUGGCGAUCAAGGCUUGCUGGGCUUCCAAGGAUUUCCAGGCCCCAAAGGUCCUGAGGGGGAUACUGGCUUUGUUGGAAUAUCAGGUCCUAAAGGGCCUAUUGGGCAGAGAGGAAACCAUGGCCCUCUUGGCAGAGAAGGUAUAAUAGGCCCAACAGGUAGAACUGGCCCCAGAGGUGAAAAAGGUUUCCGAGGAGAAACUAUAAGCCCAGUAUACUUUAACAGCGGUGCUUUCAGAAUUUACAAUCUUUACUUCAGAACACUCAGUGUUGAUCUUAUUGCUGAUCUCAAAUGGUUUUGUUUUACACAGAAACAAAUGGAUAUCAAUGCUGCUAUUCAAGCCUUGAUUGAAUCAAAUACUGCCCUACAGAUGGAGAGGUACCAGAAUACUGAAGUGACUUUAAUUGACCACAGUGCAGAGAUAUUCAAAACCCUGAACAACCUUAGCAAUUUAUUGCACCGCAUCAGGAAUCCUCUUGGCACACGAGAUAACCCAGCACGAAUCUGCAAAGAUUUGCUCAACUGUGAACACAAAAUAUCGGAUGGAAAAUACUGGAUUGAUCCUAAUCUUGGAUGCCCUUCAGACGCCAUUGAAGUUUUCUGCAAUUUUAGUGCUGGUGGUCAGACAUGUUUAUCUCCUGUUUCUGUGACAAAGUUGGAGUUUGGAGUUGGGAAAGUCCAGAUGAACUUCCUUCAUUUACUGAGUUCGGAAGCUACCCACGCCAUCACCAUUCACUGUCUGAGUACCUUGAGGUGGACAAAUGCACAAACAAGUGGCCCGGGAUUGCCUGUUGCUUUCAAGGGCUGGAAUGGUCAGGUUUUUGAAGAAAACACUCUACUGGAACCUGAAGUGCUUUCAGAUGACUGCAAGAUUCAGGAUGGCAGCUGGCAUAAGGCAAAAUUCCUUUUUCAUACUCUUGACCCUAAUCAACUUCCAGUGAUCCAAGUACAAAAACUUCCUCAUCUCAAAACUGAACAAAAGUAUUACAUUGAAAGCAGUUCUGUAUGCUUUCUCUAAAGUCUUUGGAUUAGUUGAAAUUUCAUGCUAGUGGUCAUAAUUGCUGCAGAGGGAAAAAUAUAGACAAAAACAAUACCGUCAUUUUGAAAUGCAUGGAAUAAAGACAUUGGCUAAAUCUUCGAGAAUCUCAGGAAGAAAAGCAAAGGCAUUGUUAAAGGACUCUCAUUGAGAAUAAAAGUA
Molecule: messenger RNA, 5283 nt
Organism: Octodon degus (degu)
Lineage: Eukaryota; Metazoa; Chordata; Mammalia; Rodentia; Octodontidae
Gene: Col24a1
Product: collagen type XXIV alpha 1 chain
Exons: 55
Coding region: 76-5103 (1675 amino acids)
Molecular function (GO): extracellular matrix structural constituent
Source: RefSeq, a predicted model, not a curated record